Molecule: messenger RNA, 1111 nt
Organism: Aspergillus eucalypticola CBS 122712
Lineage: Eukaryota; Fungi; Ascomycota; Eurotiomycetes; Eurotiales; Aspergillaceae
Exons: 1
Coding region: 296-652 (118 amino acids)
Source: RefSeq, a predicted model, not a curated record
CUUAACUCAGCCCAUAUAAAGUACCUUAUCACCUCUGCAGAUCAUUCUCAACGUCUUAGACGUCAUAGUGACUCCAAUCAAUCGUCUACUUACCCCAAUACGGGCUUCGAUAUCUCAUCUCCCCAUCCAAUCCACUGGCACUGUCACUACUGGCUUCGUAUAAAAAAGAAAAAUAAAGGGUGGAAUACACCGCCGAUCUUCAUUUCCUGCACAUCAAUCUUAAUCCAACAUAAUCUAUCCUUCAAACCAAGAAGACCAGAUCGAUAGAAGAAACGAAGAGAGAGAAAAAAAGAAUAUGUCUUACAACAACAACACCUACCACCCCAUCGCCUCAGCAGACAAAGUCCCAACUAUCCACACAAUCCAUCCUAUGAAACGCUCGACGUCCUACUCUCCCACCGCCCAGGAGAGCGGCGACGAUGAGUACAAGCACCACCACAUCAAGAAAGACAGCGCGAGCAGCACAGUAGCCUGUGGUAACGACCAUAAAGUGAAAGCGGCGCUGACGGAGCUCCUCAACGACGACGGUGUGAGAUCUAAUGCGCGCGGAAGCAGAUCGGUACAGAACUUGCUUAUGGAUACCGAGAAGGCGUUGAGGAAGCAGCGCAGGGAGUCGCUGUCGGGACGGGCUUCGAUUUCGGUGGCGAAGUGAGGUGAUAUCGGUGUCGAUAUGGGGAUUUAUCUUAAUCAUUUGGUGAUGACAUGAUGAGUGAAAUUGAGGGGGUUUUGCUUUGAUUGUCGAACUGGUGUGGCUGGCUGCUUUGCGCUGGUGUAUGUGACAUGGUCGAGUCGAAUUCUCCUCGUGCUGGUCUGGUCGGUACAAGAGGUGCGCGCUGUGUCGAUGAGAUGAGAGUCUAAGCUGCUUCUGAUGAUGUUGAUGCUAUGUGAGCCGGCUACAUAUGGAGCUGCUUGGUUCAAUAUGGUUUAAUGCAGGGGUAGUAGUAGGGCUGGAGGUUAGAGGCACAAUUGAUGCGCCGUUGCAAGAGCUGAAACGACAUGUCUAUUGGUGGCAGCACAGUACACUUUUACAGCCUUAAGGAGCAGUCGCAAAAGGUUUCUAUGCCAGAUAUGUCAAUUAAUUAAUUUAUCCUUUUGUUUAGGCACAAUUUGA